Limulus polyphemus (Atlantic horseshoe crab) is the source of this 2817-nucleotide messenger RNA. RefSeq names its product CCR4-NOT transcription complex subunit 4-like. NCBI's taxonomy places the organism in Eukaryota, Metazoa, Arthropoda, Merostomata, Xiphosura, Limulidae. The transcript is spliced from 20 exons. Gene Ontology annotation, biological process: protein ubiquitination. Gene Ontology annotation, molecular function: RNA binding; ubiquitin-protein transferase activity; metal ion binding. Gene Ontology annotation, cellular component: CCR4-NOT complex. The record is from RefSeq and is a predicted model, not a curated record. Bases 136 to 2439 code for a protein of 767 amino acids.
CUUGACAGGUAGGCAAAAGUAAACUGUUGAGUAUAAAUUCAAUGAAUAGUUGUAGUUUAUUUUUACUUGAUACUUGAUCCUGUUAAUUUUGGUAUCAAGGUGUACUGGUUUUGCCAAGUAAAAAUUCUAGCCAAAAUGUCUUCAUUUGAGGAUCAGAAUCCUGAGUGUCCCUUGUGUAUGGAACCUUUGGAGUUGGAUGAUAUAAACUUUUUUCCUUGCACUUGUGGGUAUCAGAUAUGUCGAUUUUGCUGGCACCGAAUUAGAACAGAUGAAAAUGGGUUAUGUCCAGCAUGUCGCAAGCAAUACCCUGAAGACCCCGCAGACUUCAAACCUCUAACGCAAGAAGAAUUGCAGAAAAUAAAAAAUGAAAAGAAACAAAAGGAUUUGCAAAGAAAGCAGAAAAUAUCAGAAAACAGAAAACACUUGGCAAAUUUAAGGGUUGUACAGAAAAAUCUAGUGUUUGUUGUAGGUCUACCUCCAAGACUUGCAGAGGCAGAGGUGCUAAAGAAACAUGACUAUUUUGGAAAGUUUGGGAAGAUACACAAAGUUGUUGUCAAUCACAGCACUUCAUAUGCAGGCUCACAGGGUCCAAGUGCGAGUGCAUACGUUACAUACUAUCGAGCAGAAGAUGCUCUUAGGGCUAUCCAAGCCGUAAAUAACAUACAUGUUGAUGGUAGAACAUUGAAAGUGUCACUAGGGACAACAAAGUACUGUAGCCACUUCCUGAAAAACCAGCAAUGUCCUAAAGCUGAUUGCAUGUAUUUACAUGAAUUAGGAGAUGAAGCAGCUAGUUUUACAAAAGAAGAAAUGCAACAAGGAAAGCACCAAGAAUAUGAAAGAAUACUACAUGAACAAGUGCUAGGAAGUUGUAGUCAUCUAAGUAGGAGGCUUGCUUCUUCCCCUACAAACAAUACAAGUCAUGGACAAACGGGCCACAAAGAAGGUUGGUCAACAUUACAACACAAAACUGAUCAUAGGACCAAUGGUUUAACAAAGGGUGCUGUUCUGUCCCCUCAAGGAGGAGGGCAAAAGUCAUUGGGAGGUGGUCGUCAGAGUAGUAAAAAACAUGACUCGGGGGAAGAAGGAAGGAAGGGGAAAGGAAGAGAGAGAUCAUUGGAAGAAAGUCUGUCCAGGGGAAGCAGUAGUCAUAGUAACAGUAGCAGUAGAGAGUCUCUUCACACAUUUAGAUCUCAAGCGACUCCUCCAGUACCAAGUUUUCCCCAGCAGUCGUGGAGUCGUGAACCGGAUUCCAACCCUGGGACAAAUGAGGAGACACUUGAACCAUCAGACUGUAAAGCAGAGAGUUCAACUUUGCAGGCAUAUUGUAAUAUAAUUGAGAACCAGUCCCCUCCUAUGUGUGAAACACCAAAGCUUGACUCUCUUCAGAAUGAACCUACUUCUGCAUUGUCUACAUACAAAGAGCUAGAUGAUUCAGAAGAAGAUUGGUUAAAUCAUCCAGAUCUGGCUUUUCAUUCGGAGAGCAUUCCAGUAAAUAGUAGCACGGAUUGGCAAGCAGCCUUUGGGUUCAGUCCAUCUAAUCAUAAACUUCAUGAUGAUGAGUUAGGUUUUGAUCCUUGGGAUGAAUCAGCCAAAGGACUAGCUGAUCUCCUUGAAAAAGAAGCCAUACAAAAACCAGAACAACCACCAGAGCUAAUAAAUCCCAGACUAGCAUCAGUACAACAUUCUUACUCCCAUUUGAUGAAUGCUAAGGGUUAUCCUAACCAUUUGUUACUCAACCAUAACCAAGAACUACCAACACGAGUUGCUCCUCCACCCCCAGGUUUUGGUCCUAACCAUAUCAACAAGCUUGUAAAUAUUCCCAUACCAGCAUUUUCUUCAGAAACUUCCUCUAACAAAAUGACAUCCUUAAUGAACAUGCCUCCAAACCACCACAUAAUGAAUGGGUAUAACUCAUUUCAGGAACAAGUUCCCCUUCCUUUGCAGGGGCUCAACAACCACAUCAAACAUUUGCCUGUACAUAGUAUGCAAUCUCUUAGACCAAAAAUAGGUAAUGCACUGAACAUGAAGGACUGGCAAGAAAGCUUACGUUCUAUGUUCCCAAAUAUCAACAUAAGUUUUGGACCCCCAACCACUCAGGGACUACCACCACCCAAUGCCCCCCCAAAUCCUAAAGUCCACCACAUGUGGAAUCCUUAUGGACCAUCCUGGGUUACUCAAGAUCCAGCCAUUCUCUCCUCAGGAAGUAUUGCAGACUGUCGUUCAGACAGUCCUCCACAUUGGACAAAGUCACUUCAUCAGCUAACUACAGAAGGAGGAACAAUGAAUAAUUAUAACCAUCACAUGCCGUUCCCUAUGCCCUUUGCCUACAGAGCAACACAGUGGCAAGGCAUCCCCCAGUCUCCCCCACCUGGUUUCAGUCCACCCUUUCAGCCCUCUUUGAAAUCAACAGAACCCCAGACACUUGCUGAACAUUUAUAGAUGUUUACAAUUGACGCCUUUAACAUCGAGGACUAUCCGACAAGAAAUGAAUAUAAAAAGUUAUAUAAAGUCUGUAGUAACCUUAUGGUUGUGUAUAAUAUUGGGGCAAGUUCCCUCAAAUCUUCUCUAUCUGCUUUUUGAUUUUUUUUAGUGACCACUUACUCAGUCCUAUUUUUUCCUGAAUGCUAACAGUAGCUAGCCGGUGUCUCAGUUUGCCAUUGGAUGUGGUACUUGCUUUUUUUUCGUUCUGUUAAGUUCGCAUCAGAGAUACUUUAUUUAUGUGAUAGAAUGUAUUAUUAAAAUAAUAAAAAAAAAAAGCUCUAAAACUAAAACAUUAUGAACCCAGUUGUUAAAUUAAAAUAUAUGAAAGCAGCUAAA